GUCAUGAAGGUUUAGGUAAAAGAAAGUUUUGAAGUACAGCUUAAAACACACCAACUAAGAUGGAUAAAGCUAUUGAUGGGAGUUCUGCAGAGCUACUUCAAGCUCAAGCUCAUAUAUGGAACCAAACUUUCAACUUCAUAAACUCUGCUUCACUAAAAUGCGCAGUUCAACUGAGCAUACCAGAUGUGAUUCAAAGCCAUGGAAAACCCAUGACUCUCACCGAGCUUGUCACUGCACUCCCAAUCAAGCAAGCUAAAGCUUGCUACAUUUAUCGCCUCAUGCGAGUCCUAGUUCACUCUGGCUUCUUUGUUCAACAAAAGAUUAACAAGGAAGACGAACAAGAACAAAGGUACUUCCUCACACCGGCUUCUAGGCUCCUUCUCAAAGACGAGCCAUUGAGUGCAAGGUUGUUCUUGCUGCUCGUACUAGAUCCUAUUUUAACAAAACCAUGGCACUUCCUGAGUGAUUGGUUCCAAACUGACGAUGCUACACCAUUCACUACAGCUCAUGGAAGGAGUUUCUGGGAAUACAAUGCUGAAGAACCGAGGCUUGGCAAUUUGUUCAACGAAGCCAUGGCUAGUGACUCACGAUUGAUCACAAGCGUGCUGAUAAAAGACUGCAAGGCGGUGUUUGAGGGAUUGACAUCGCUUGUUGAUGUUGGGGGUGGCACGGGGACUGUGUCCAGGGCCAUUGCUGAAACAUUACCAGACUUGAAGUGUACUGUGUUUGAUCUGCCACAUGUGAUUGCUAACUUGCAAGGGACUGAGAAUUUGGAAUUUGUUGGAGGGGACAUGUUUGAGGCAAUUCCUCAUGCAAAUGCAAUCUUACUUAAGUGGAUUUUGCACGACUGGAAUGAUGAAGAAUGUGUGAAGAUAUUGAAGAAAUGUAAAGAAGCAAUUCCGAGAAAGGAGGAGGGUGGGAAGGUGAUCAUCAUAGACAUGAGUGUAGAGAACCAGAAAGGAGAUGACAGGUCGUUCAAAGCACAGCUCUUCUUCGACUUGUUGAUGAUGGUUCUACUUACAGGUAAAGAAAGAGACCGUAAAGAAUGGGACAAACUCUUCUCUGAUGCUGGAUUCAGUCACUAUAAAAUCACUCCAAUGUUGGGUUUAAGGUCUCUCAUUGAGGCUUAUCCUUGAUAGAGGUCGUCAAUACAGGGUUGUACUGCGUACUAUCAAGCAACUGGAAUUGCGUGUGUAUGUACAAAGAAGUAUAGGAAUGCAUAAAUCAAUCAUGGACCUGUAUACAGUCCUCUCAUAUCCAUGCCCAUGCGAUAGGUCUGUGUCUGAUUCUAUGAUUAAUUUGGGCAAAUAGAAGAAUUGGAGCAUGCUCAAGUUGUGCAAGCAUGUUCGUGUCUGCAGUGUUAUCGAAGUCAUGUGAUAAACCUUUUGAGUAAUUAUUUUCAAUAAAUUUAUGCAUAACUAGCUAGCUAAAAUGCAA
Molecule: messenger RNA, 1437 nt
Organism: Camellia sinensis
Lineage: Eukaryota; Viridiplantae; Streptophyta; Magnoliopsida; Ericales; Theaceae
Product: putative O-methyltransferase 3
Molecular function (GO): O-methyltransferase activity; protein dimerization activity
Source: RefSeq, a predicted model, not a curated record